AUGUCAUCAAGGAUGAACAACCCAAACAACCAGCAUCAUGAAUCUAUUCGCAAUUUGAUUGCAUCUAACUUUAAACAACCUAGCCAGUCUCCAAAAUCAGAGGCUCGAUCCGAUGAGUCAAACCAAAGCACCUCAGUAGCAACACCGACGGGACCACACUCGCCAUCGAACCCUAAUCGCAGAAAAUCGCAUUCAAUAAGUAAUGCCGAAUUGUCUCGACAGAAUUCGAAUUCAAAGAAAGUGUCAUUUUCCAACUUGCAGUCGGCAAACUCGUCACCAGUCACUAAUCAAUCUUCCUCUUCAUCAUCCAGCGGAUCAAUAGAUAAUUCAGAAAAUGAGAAUAGUGAUGACGAGGGACAGAAGCGUGAAGCUCCUCGAUCUAAGUACAAUAUUGGUGAUGUUGUGUUGCGUCGGCCAGAUUUUAAAGGAUCAGGUAGCAAACUGAAAGUGAGUAGAGGCGCUGAUUAUUUUCAACCGCAAAAUCAUGCUACACUUAUGCCUAGCGUAACCCCUUCUCCAUCUAGUGUGUCACCAAGCGUAUCUACGACUUCAUUGAACAAAAGAAUAGGUGCAAGGAACAGGUAUAGUUAUGGUGGUGAGAAAUUAGCAUUGACAAAGUCAUUAGACUCUCAACUACUAGAACCUUCGGAAUCAAACAACUCAACCAAUUCAUUUUUGCCGGAGUUUAAUAACAGACCUUUAACCGAUACGCCUUUUGUCUCGUACGUUGGAUCACCCAUCACCAGGGAGCAAUCCAAUGGUGAGGAUUACGAUAAUCAAGCUGAGAAUGGUAUAGAUCUGAUUCACAAGUCCAAAAAUAUUUCUCAUUUAAACUUGACAGACUUGGCUGAUAACCAGUCCCUGUCUGAGACGGAGUCAUUGAGGCAAGCAAGAAAUUCUGCCGCGCAUGUCGCAGCGUCGAUGGUUGGUACACAAUCCACGAGUGUCAAAUCAGAUAUUAGAAGACCUUCUUAUCAACCAACGGAUCCAGAAGCAGAAAUCAAAGUUCCGCAUUCCCAUUUAGCUGUUGAAGGAAAGGGAGCAAGGCCAAAGCAAGCUGCCUCCAUUCCCGAAGACACAAAGAAAGAGGAGGAAGAAGAGCAAGGGCAUGAGCAAGGGAAAGAGCAAGGGCAAAAGCAAAAUCAGACGCAGACGCUAGAGCAAAGGCAAAAACAGACGCAUACGCAGACAAAACUUGAUGACAGGGAAAAGAGGCUUUUGGAAAUUGAAAUGGAACAGGAGAAGCAAAAACAGGCUGACAAGAAGGCAGAAAUUAAUUUGACCAAGGACUUUUCACACUUGUUAAAAGAUGUUCCACCACACAUGAAAGAGCAAUUUGAAAAAACUCCAUCCAUUGAGCAAUUGAAAAACUUGCUCUUAACUACUAAGCCACCAAUCACCUCAAGGAAAACGUACACUUUAAACAUUCCAGGUCAAACAAAAUCAAAGACCUCGCCGGAUGGUAAAAUUGCAUCUGUCGAUGUUGGGUCGAAACUAGUCAUUGUGAUGGUUGGACUACCCGCAAGAGGAAAGUCUUAUAUCACCAACAAGCUUACACGAUACCUUAACUGGCUUCAGCAUGAUUGCCGGGUGUUUAACGUUGGUAAUACCAGACGUAAGAGCAAAUUGAAUGCUGGACCUGAGCAGAAUCCGUUGCCUGAUUCUCAUCCGAAUUCCGAGGUUCAAUCACCUGUUCAAGGAGCUGUUGGUAGCAGUAGUGGUGUUGGUGAGAUGAACAAGCAAAGUGCCGCAUCUAAAGCAAAGACCCGUGAACAUGACGCUUCUUUUUUUAACCCAGAUAAUAAGGCUAGUACAGCUUUGAGAGAAAAGUGGGCUAUGGAUACAUUGGAUAUGUUGUUGGACUAUGUUAUUAGCGGACCCGGCUCGGUUGGUAUAUUUGACGCCACAAAUUCUACCAAGCUGAGAAGAAAGAAGGUUCUCAAGAAGAUCCAGGAAAGAAGUAAUGGUGAGUUAAAGGUAUUGUUCUUGGAAAGCAUUUGCAGUGAUCCUGCAAUUAUUGAAAGCAACAUUCGUUUGAAAUUGAGUGGACCCGACUACAAAAAUAUGGACCCAGAAGUUGCAUUGAAAGAUUUUGUUGGUAGACUACAUAAUUAUGAAAAGGCGUAUGAAAGUAUUGAUGACGAAGAAGAACAGAUUCCUGGGUUUCAAUAUGUAAAGAUGAUUGACGUGGGGAAAAAGGUGGUCAGUUUCAACAUUCAGGGCUUUCUUUCUUCGCAAACAGUUUACUUUUUGCUCAACUUCAACCUUUGCGAACGUCAAAUUUGGCUUACUCGUCAUGGUGAAAGUAGAGACAAUGUUAGUGGUAGGAUUGGAGGGGAUUCUCAUUUAACAAGACGUGGAAAGAAGUUUGCCAAGGCAUUAGCUACGUUCAUGAACUUUCAACGUGAAGAGUUUAGAAAGCAGCAGUUGGAAAGAUUUUCCACCCGCUUGGAACUCAAGUAUAAUUCAAUGUUUAAUGCCGAUGACGUUGCUGCAAUACCCAACGAGCCUAACUUUUGUGUUUGGACGUCGAUGAUGCAUCGUGCUGUGGAGUCAGGUGUGUACUUCAAUGAGCAGGUGUAUUCGGUUAAGCAAAUGCGUAUGUUGAACGAGAUAGGUGCAGGAAAGUGUGAGGGCAUGACUUAUGAAGAAAUACAAGAGAAGUAUCCAAGGGAAUUCGAGCUGAGGUUGGAAAACAAGUUGAGUUAUCGAUAUCCUGGUGUUGGUGGUGAAAGUUACUUGGAUGUAUUGACUCGUUUGCGUCCAUUGAUCACUGAAAUUGAACGUACGACAGAUCACCUCCUCAUUAUUAGUCACCGUGUUGUGCUUCGUAUCCUCAUUGGUUAUUUCCUCAAUUUGCAACCAUCGGAUAUUGUUCAACUAGAUGUUCCACUUCAUUCGUUAUAUAAAUUAGAGACUAAUCCUUAUGGAACCAAGUAUGCUUUAUACACAUAUAGGGAAGAUAUGGAUUGGUUUGUUGAAACUAAACCAGAAAAUCAGAAGAAUGUGCAGGAAAUGGGAUUAGCAUUCAAUGAAAAGAGGUUUUCCAUUGUGCCUACGGUUCCGAAAAAGUCGAUUUGA
Messenger RNA from Lodderomyces margitis, 3081 nucleotides. RefSeq names its product Pfk26p (gene PFK26). Gene Ontology annotation, molecular function: ATP binding; 6-phosphofructo-2-kinase activity. The record is from RefSeq and is a predicted model, not a curated record. Lineage: Eukaryota; Fungi; Ascomycota; Pichiomycetes; Serinales; Debaryomycetaceae. Gene Ontology annotation, biological process: fructose metabolic process; fructose 2,6-bisphosphate metabolic process. Gene Ontology annotation, cellular component: cytosol. Bases 1 to 3081 code for a protein of 1026 amino acids. The transcript has a single exon.